Messenger RNA from Sapajus apella (tufted capuchin), 1729 nucleotides. RefSeq names its product testis expressed 33 (gene CIMIP4). The record is from RefSeq and is a predicted model, not a curated record. Bases 475 to 1686 code for a protein of 403 amino acids. The transcript is spliced from 4 exons. NCBI's taxonomy places the organism in Eukaryota, Metazoa, Chordata, Mammalia, Primates, Cebidae.
ACCUCAGGCGAUCUGCCCACCUCAACCUCUCAAAGUUCUGGGAUUACAGGCAUGAGCCACCGCACCUGGCAAAGCUAUGUAUCUUUUAAGAGGACUGGAGGACUUGUCUGAAGGUUUUGGAGGGAAGAUCACCAAACACAUUUACACCUGUAAUCUGGGGUAGAGGGUGGGGCCAGGCUGUGAGGAGACACCAAGGCUGAGAACAAGAGACCCAGAGGAGCGCAGGCCGUGGGGAGGAAUGUGGGACACGGAGGAGGUGAGAGAGAGCCUGGGAGGUGGCUGGGAUGGCGCCACUUCUCAGCCCUGGAGAAGGGAGGAGGUGGGUAUUGGGGAGCGGCCCUGCAUUGGAAGCAAAGUCUGGGGGUUCCAUCUAACUCCAGUACUUCCCAGGCAUGUGGCUUGGCCCCAGGAACACCUCGGUCAGUGCCACUGCUGCCCGAUUCUCACCAAGGGGAGGAAGGGGGAAGUUUCAAGAUGGAAAACUGGGGAAGGAAACUCUCCAAAUGGUGCUGGGGACACAAAAGCGCAGAUAGGCCAAGUCCCUUGCUUGCGGUCACACAGCUCGGCCUCAAGGCGGGCCUGGGCUCCAGCCCUUGUUGCCCCAGGCAAUGCGGACUAACCCUGCCAGCGGGAGGCGUGGUGGGCCGACCUCUCUUCUCCCUCGUGUCUCCUAAUAUCCCACCCAUGCUUCUGGUUUCUGGGCUUUCUCUCUGUCCCUCUCUUCUUUUCUGGCUCUGGAGUUCUGGGGCUCUGUGUCUGUCCCUUCCCCUCCUCACCCCACCUCUGCCCCUCUCCCCACCCUCACUUUCUGCCCUUGUCUGUUUUUCUCUCUCCCUUCCCCUCUGUUUCUCUUUAUUGUGUUCAGGUACAACUGGUUUAACCAGUGCCCAUCUGAAUGAUGAGAAGGGCCAGCAGGACACGGACCCCUGGAAAACGGCCUGCAGUUCCUCGGACACCUCCAACUUCAAGUACCAGGGUCUGUCAUCCCCACAGCCCCUGCCCCGGACAGCUAGCACUCAAGGCAGCUCUCUAGGGCAGUGCCACUUGGAGGAGGUGCCCCCUCCACCCCCAACUGCUGCCAGCAGGUAUUCUCUGGGGAUGGACCCACAGUCCAGGUCCCUGAAGAACGGGGGCUCUCGAUCCUCCUCGAGAGAGAACAGGGCCACCUUGAGAGAGGGGUCUCAGCCAUGCCAGGGGACAGAUGAAGGUCCCAGCUCGGGAACCCAGGACCAGAGGAGCACACCCAUGAGCCAGAAAAGCAGCAUAAUUCCUAACAACAUUCGCCACAAGUUUGGGAGCAACGUGGUGGACCAGCUGGUCUCCGAGGAGCAGGCUCAAAGGGCUAUCAGUGAAGUCUUCCAGGGCCAGAAGAAGGCGAGCUCAUGGCCCAGCAGGAAACAGAGUCCUGCGGAGAUCUCCUCCAUCUUCUCAGACUACUAUGAUCUCGGCUACAACAUGCGGUCAAACUUGUUUCAAGGGGCUCCUGAGGAGACAAAGAGCCUCAUGAAGGCUUCCUACACCCCAGAGGUCAUUGAGAAGUCAGUGCGGGACUUAGAACACUGGCAUGGCAGGAAGACGGAUGACCUGGGUCGGUGGCACCGGAAAAAUGCUAUGAACCUGAACUUGCAGAAAGCACUGGAAGAGAAAUAUGGAGAAAACAGCAAAUCUAAGAGCUCAAAGAUUUGACACGGUAGAGGUGUCCACUACUCAAAUAAAAUGUUAACAAUAA